Aspergillus tanneri is the source of this 324-nucleotide messenger RNA. RefSeq lists its product as uncharacterized. The transcript has a single exon. Lineage: Eukaryota; Fungi; Ascomycota; Eurotiomycetes; Eurotiales; Aspergillaceae. The record is from RefSeq and is a predicted model, not a curated record. Bases 1 to 324 code for a protein of 107 amino acids.
AUGGUCGCCCGUCCUGAGUCACAUUUUCGCCCUAAUUAUGCCGCGGCCACAAUCGGCCGGGCCGUAGCGGAGGUCCUGUGUCACUUGGAGGAAACACGAAAUCAGGCGGUGUUUGUCCAAGACCUCGUGACCACCCAGCAGAGGAUGCUGGCUAUUGCACAGAAGGUUGCACCGGAUCGUAAAUGGGCCUCGACAGAUGUGAGCACCGGUGACACGGAGACCAUGGCGCGGGAUAACUAUGCCAACGGGAUGGUCGAUCUGGAAGCCUCGAUGAGAUUCUUUUGCCGCUCGGUCUUUGGGGAGGGAUACAGGGGAGAUUUCUAG